Messenger RNA from Solanum pennellii, 1186 nucleotides. Its product is annotated as Golgi SNAP receptor complex member 1-1. Gene Ontology annotation, cellular component: Golgi medial cisterna; SNARE complex; cis-Golgi network. Gene Ontology annotation, molecular function: SNAP receptor activity. Gene Ontology annotation, biological process: endoplasmic reticulum to Golgi vesicle-mediated transport; vesicle fusion. The coding region runs from base 181 to 846 and encodes 221 amino acids. Lineage: Eukaryota; Viridiplantae; Streptophyta; Magnoliopsida; Solanales; Solanaceae. The transcript is spliced from 5 exons. The record is from RefSeq and is a predicted model, not a curated record.
GUUUUGACGGCUCUAUCUCCACUCACCCCCCACCAAACGCACGCUGUACCCUAUUGUUUCCUCCAAAUUUCAAUUCCCUUAUUCUUCUUCUUCUUCUUCUUCUCUCCAUUUUGCAGAGAAAGGGAUUCUAGAAUCUUCCAUUUCUGCAAUUCUUCUUCGAUCCUCCUUGCUCUCUUUCUCAUGGAUCCUCCUACCUCUUGGGAUUCCUUGCGAAAGCAGGCAAGGAAGCUUGAAGCUCAGCUGGAUGAGCAGAUGCAUUUGUAUCGUAGAUUUGUUUCAAACAAAAGUGGUAAUGCUAAUGAUCAUGAUCUUGAAUCUAGUAUAGAUCAGCUGCUCAAGCAACUUCAACAAGUAAAUUCACAAAUGCAAGGAUGGGUUUCAUCGGGAGGAUCUGAGAUCUUCUCUCAUACACUGACUCGCCAUCAAGAAAUUCUUCAAGAUCUUUUUCAGGAGUUUAAUCGGAUCCGUUCAAGUUACAGAGCCAAGAAAGAGCAUGCUUCAUUGCUUGAAGAUUUUAGAGAGUUCGACCGAACCAGGUUAGAUCUGGAAGAUGGUAGUGGGUCUCAUGACCAAGCACUCCUUAACGAACGUGCUACUCUCCAUAGGACUACUGGACAGAUGGAUGGUGUGAUUUCUCAAGCUCAAGAAACAAUAAAGACACUUAUGUUUCAAAGAUCAACAUUUGGUGGCAUUAAUUCAAAACUCAGCAAUAUCAGCAGUCGCCUCCCAACGGUUAACCAUAUUCUUUCAGCAAUAAAGAAGAAAAAGUCUAUGGAUACGAUCAUUCUUUCAUUAGUUGCCUCUGUAUGCAUGUUUCUCAUUUUGGUUUACUGGAUGACGAAAUGAGACAGUAAUUAAUUGGACUCCUGAUGGAGCUUUGAGCACCAUCUUUGCUUGUUUGUAUCUUUUUGUAUAUUCACCAGUGAAUUUUGUGACUCUUCAUUUUUAUACAUGUAAGAAGGUAUCUUGAAUUGGUUUUGAUGCACGCGGUUGCUAUGCCAAUCCAAGUAUCAACAUGAUUUAGAAUCCGUCGUUUUUGGGGCGUGAAAGUGAGAAUAUUCAGUAGAGGACAGAGUAGAUGGUGUAAACUAAUAUGAAAACCAGUUGAUCUGCAAAUUCUAUGUAAUGUAUUAUGAGACCAAAAUCACCAAAUUACUGGAAUCUAAGUGCAAGGAUUCUGCCAUCA